Messenger RNA from Fomitiporia mediterranea MF3/22, 357 nucleotides. RefSeq lists its product as uncharacterized. The record is from RefSeq and is a predicted model, not a curated record. The coding region runs from base 1 to 357 and encodes 118 amino acids. The transcript has 2 exons. Lineage: Eukaryota; Fungi; Basidiomycota; Agaricomycetes; Hymenochaetales; Hymenochaetaceae.
AUGAACGUACGAUAUGACGGAGUCCGGCGGGCCGCCAUGUUGAUCCUGGGCGUACCGACGCUAUUCAACAGCGCCCCCAACGCUCCGCGAACGUACGAGAGAGGUGAUUACACGUGCACAGCAGGAGCAUGGAACGCCGUUGCUUCCGUGAUCGGUACCUGCCCGAAUUGGCUACUCCCGCUAAUAUCGCGUGCCCACGCGCUAGCGUUGGUGCACCUUUGUUUCAUCUUAUUUGUCAUUAUAUACGCUCAUGUGAGCUAUGCUCUUCACCUCUCCGCUCCUCAGACUCCUGCAAAUCACCAUGCAUCAGCGCUCAAGCGGUUAUACAGUUGGUCCGCCAUUCGACAGCAACGGUGA